This is a messenger RNA of Trichomonas vaginalis G3, 2679 nucleotides long. RefSeq lists its product as uncharacterized. NCBI's taxonomy places the organism in Eukaryota, Parabasalia, Trichomonadida, Trichomonadidae. The record is from RefSeq and is a predicted model, not a curated record. Bases 1 to 2679 code for a protein of 892 amino acids. The transcript has a single exon.
AUGUUGGAAGGAACUCCAACAAGCAUGGAGAAAAAGAUGGCUCAGCUGAGCAAAGUCAUCGAAUACCUUAUGUCGCAUCUUGAAGAACGUAUUAUGAUCAUUGAAUACCUCCAUAAAAAGGGAACUUCAGAAGUUGAUACGUUAUUAAAUCAAACUUGUGAAAAAUUAGAAGCUUACGCUAAAGAAAUCGAGCAAUCCUUUUCAAACGCUCCAGAAUCGAUAUCAAAUCAAUACAAAAAAGAUUAUCAGACAAUUAUAGAUGGAUAUCACUCUUUUAAAAGGAAGCAAGUUCAUAAAUAUCAUGUUGUUCAGCGCGCAACUGAAGAGCUUAAACAACAAGUAAGCUCUUUAGCAACCGAAAUCAAGCCACAGCUUGAGCAAUACACGAAAUUCUUUGAAUCAGAUUUUAACGCAAGCCAUGAUGCUAAUUUCGAAAAGAAAAUGCAGAUGGAAGAAGAACACAAAAGAAAAAUAAUGAUACAUGAUAAGGAAGCCAAUCAAAAAUACCAACAAUACGAACAAGAUGCGAAAACUUCCGAAGAACAUUUAAUAAUUGACUACAGACGUAAGAUAGCUAACAUCAGCGUAUUCAAUAAACUCAACCCGAAAUCAAAAACAAGAGCAAUUGAAUGGUUACAUGCAAAAAAGAAACAAAUUACAGAACUAAAAGAAACGUUAGAGCAAAACAGACAAGAGAUCAUUAAACUAAUGCGAAAUAACAGUAACUACUUGUCCUCAAUUAAAGGAAAAUCCGUAAAUUUAAUUCGACAAAUUUCAAUCGAGAAAAAGAAAGUCGAUCAGAAAAUGACAGACAUCGAAAAUGGAUUCGUACUUGAAGACUCUACCGAAUUACAGACUAAAAAGAAAGAUCAGCUCGUUACUUUUCAUACAGCAGAAAAUAAAAUCAGAUUUCAACUUGAAAAACAGGUCAGAGACCAAAAUGCAGUUGUUGAUGAAUGGAAGAAAAAGAAUUAUGUUGAUUACGAUAGUAUUUUCCAGAAAAUUAAUGACGAUCAUGCAAAAGAAAGAAAUUUAUUAGAUGAAAAACUAAAAAAAGAAGAAAAGGAAUUUAUGGAUGCUCUGAAAGCAUUACAAAAGAAAUAUGAUGAUCUUGCUGCAGAUAAAAUCGAUGAUUCUGACAUAGAAAAGCAAAAAUCGGAACAUGCCAAAAUUAUUGAACAAGAAAAGAACGAUUACGUCAUUGCUCUUGAGAAUGAGAAUAGAUCUUAUAGUAGAGAUAGUAAUUUACUACAGAAUAGGCUUGAAAUCCUUAAUUCUGUUAAUAAACAAAUUGAAUCUUCCAAAAUUACAAAGGAACAUCUUAAAAAAGAGCUCCAGCAUUUAAUAGAAAUAGGUACUGUUAAAGAAGAAAAGAUUAAUAUCAUGAAUGAUCCAAAAUUCGCAAGUCAAUAUUAUUCUAUCGAUGAUCAACUGAAUUCUAACUUAGAAUCAAUGCAGGAUGAAAUGGAUUCUGAAAUACAAGAUGUUAAGACUGAUCUGACUAAGGUUUUCAAUAAACUUUCCGGUGAAUAUGAUUCAGAAUUAAAAGUUAACCUUAAAUCAGUUGAAAAAGAGUUUGAAACUAAUGAAAUCGACGAAAUGAUUAAAAAUUACAAGGAAGAAAUCCAAAAACUUGAAGAAGAAUACGAUUCUUUACAAGCUCAUUUAAUUGUUGACGGAGUUGAUGUAGAUGAGUUGUUUGAGAAGCGCCAAACAUUAAUAAAACAACAUGACAGUAUAAGAGAUGAAUAUAUUGAACAAAUGAAGAAAGAAUUUGAAGAUGCAAAUCAGGAAGUCAAAUCUGAGGAACUAGAACCACUUAAAUCAAGACUUGAUAAAGUUAAAACAGAAAAUACCAAUAAAUUGAAUGAAUUGGACCAAGAAAUCGAGUCAUUACAGAAACAACUUGAAAUUUAUAAACAAAAACAAACUACUGUUGAAGAUCCAAGCGAAGACAUAAUCAAAAAGCUUGAAGCAGAGCUUGAAGAGUUAAAAUCUCAGUCAGAAAAACAAAUUUCAGAAGCAAAUGCAAAUUAUCAAAAAGUUACUGAAGAUUUGAAAUUUAUGGAUGAUUACGAACAUAACCCAGCUACUAUGGACUACGAAAAUGACGGACAAAUUCUAGAAAACGCUAAAAAACAAAUUGAGAUGAAUCUUGAAAAAUCAACCAGAGAAAUCAAUAUCAACUUCGACCAAGAAAAAUUCAACAUCAAUAAAGAACAUUUCCUUAAAUCCAGGGAAAUUAAAUACCAAAUCGGAGAAUUGGAGUUUAAGAUGAAGAUGGACGAAAAUGCAUUCAACAAUACGAUGGAUGAAAAGGAUGUCUCCAAUUCUAAUACAUUUGCAGGAGAAAGUUCCUUAAUUCAAGAUUCAAAUAAAGAAAUUUUGAAUCAGAAAGGGGAGAAACAGAAAGAACUCGAAUCGUUACAAAAACAACUCCAAGAGAAGAAAGAAGAUAACGAAAAACUCAAAACUUCUGAAGAAAUUAUCAAAAAAUUGCAGUCAGACAUUGCCGACAAAGAUGGAGAAUUUGUAAAAUAUGCUGCAGAACUCGAAGCAGUUAAGAUUGCUCUUGCAGAGGCCAUGAAACAAGAAUCAGCACCAAAGAGACCUAGUUCAGCACUUGAUCGUACAAAGAAUAGAUCUGCACCAAAGAUUAUCACUCCAAAACUUAAUUAA